CCCCCCACCCCUCGUCACCCCCCACCCCUCGUCACCGAGCGCCGCGAGCCGCGACAGACGCCCGACGGAGCGGCCCGGCGCGGAACGCGGCGAGUGGCCAACUGGAGCCGUGUGCACACGCGCGGGUUCGCGAUGCCCGGAGGUCUAUUGGCCUUGGUUGGGGGGGCCCUGUCCCUGGGUGGGGGGGUCCUCUCUGCCGGCAUGGCGUGGCUGCUGGGACUGGUGGUUGUUCCCUCGACGCUGGGAUUUUCUCUGGGCCUCAGGAAGGUGUACAUGAAAAACCUGCUGCGACUUUUUCAGUGGGCCACGUGUCGCAUGGAGCGGGGCCGCCGCGAGCGACUCCAGUCGUUCUACAAGACGAGUCCCAGCGGGCUCAUCAAGCGGGAGUCGUCCUCCAACCUCGAGGAGGAGGUGAGCCGCUUGCGGGACGACUACGACGAGGAGCCGGUGUGCCGGGGGGGGGCUCCCGCGGGGGACGAGGAGGGGGGGGCCGCGACCCACUCCCCCCCGCCGACCAUGAACGCCCCCGCCACGGCGGCGGGCGAGUUCACGAUGUCCGACGCGAUGUGGUUCGCUCGCCGCGGCCUGGAGGCCAUCGUGGAGGACGACGUGACGCAGCGCUUCUCGGCCGAGGAGCUGGAGUCGUGGAACCUGCUGACGCGCACCAACUGCGACUUCUCCCACGUGAGCGCCAAGCUCACGGCCGUGUGGGGGCUCGGCGUGCUGGUGCGCUACUUCAUCCUCCUGCCUGUCAGGGUGAGCCUGGCUUCACUGGGUAUCGGGUGGCUUGUCGUGGGAGCCUCAGCUGUUGGUUUCCUUCCUCAGAACAGGGUGAAGGAGUGGCUGAGUGAGAGUAUCCACCUCACUGCCUACCGCAUCUGCCUGCGUGGCCUGAGCGGCGUGGUGCACUACCACAACACGGAGAAUCGACCCCGGAAGGGGGGCAUCUGCGUGGCGAAUCAUACUUCCCCAAUCGACGUCGUGGUGCUCGCUGCUGACGGGUGCUACGCCAUGGUUGGCCAGGUGCACGGGGGCCUGCUGGGGGUGAUGCAGAGAGCCAUGCAGCGCGCCUGCUUCCACGUCUGGUUCGAGAGGUCCGAGAUGAAGGACCGCCACAUCGUCACCCAGAGGCUCAUGGAACACGUGGCAGCCAAAGUGAAACUUCCGAUUCUCAUCUUCCCUGAGGGAACCUGCAUUAACAACACGUCAGUGAUGAUGUUCAAGAAGGGCAGCUUUGAGAUCGGGGGGAUCAUAUACCCCGUCGCGAUCAAGUAUGACCCCCAGUUUGGGGACGCGUUCUGGAACAGCAGCAAGUACGGGAUGGUGAGCUAUCUGCUGCGAAUGAUGACGAGCUGGGCCAUCGUGUGCAACGUGUGGUACCUGCCGCCCAUGACGCGCCAGGAGGGAGAGGAGGCGGUCGUGUUUGCGAAUCGCGUGAAGGCGGAGAUCGCGCGGCAGGGAGGCCUCGUCGACCUCAUCUGGGACGGACAGCUGAAACGUGGACGCGUGAAAGACAGCUACCGGGAGCGGCAGCAGGAGAGAUACAGCCUCCUCAUCACGGGCGGGGGGGCCAACCAGAACAAUCCGAGUCUUCUCACUAACGGCCCCGCGCCCUGGGACCCCUCGUCUUUCCCCCUGGGUGACCUCACGGGAAAGUCUACCCCCGAAGACCCCGCCCUCAGCCCCUGACCCUGACCGGCAUCUGGCAGUCCCAGUCAGUCCCCCGGAGGGUCACGAGGUAGAUUUGCGGGGUCAGCGGAUGAGCCCUCGGGUGGCGUGGCCCCUCUAUGGGAGGCUGGGUGUGCUCCUGCGAUCCCUCUGUGGGCCCUGUAGGAGCCUAGAGGGCCCACGGAGGGUCGAUGGGCCUCUCUGGGGGUUCCGAGAGGGCCCUAAGAGGAGUUUCCAAGUCUUUAGGACCUCGGUAGGCCCAAGGGGCCCCCAGGUGGACAGUGCCUCCAGUUCCCCCUCCCCCCGCGCCCCCACCACACUCAUAGUUAAACUUUAAACAAAUGUUAAACGUGGAACGGAACGGGUGACUACUCAACCUGCUUCUAUCUUUCGCACUUUCGGCUCUGAGAGAUGACUUUCGGAUUUGACGCAUUGCACAAUUUUUAACGACAAUUUCAGAUUUUUCUCGCUUCGUGAUGGAGCUCGUCGUGUGACGUGCGUGCUCGUUGGUGCUACCGCCACCGGCGCCGUGGUUUCUAGAUCAGUCUGAUAAAAGAUUCCUUCUUUCGCGGCCGUCCGGAAUUUCCCCAAAGUCUGCUGGGAUUUUACCGGAUUAUAUUUUGGCAUUCAGCUUAAAAAUCGUGGACUCAUCCAUAGCCCAUCCCCCGUUUGCGCAUCGCCGAUUAAUUCCACUCACGUCCAGCAUCCCCCUGCAGCCCCCCGAUGCUACACGACUGCUGCCCCCCUUUCACCCACCCCCUCCCACCUUCCCCCGUGAAGACCUUGGGUCACCACAGUAUAAAUGGGACGUUCCAUUAUGAGUAGUCGUUUGGGGGGGGGGUAUAUUGUUCGGUUUAUCCUAGCACUUUUUCUGACCCUGUUCAACUCCGCCAUAUUAAAACCAUGGAUGAGAUCGUGGGGGGGGGGGGGGGGGCUCAGGCCUCGUGAUGACCCCGCGACCUCAUCCUAACCUGGCUGAUGAAUGAAUGAAACGCUCGCCGAGAUUCUGCUCAAUGUGCCAAGAGAGGUGAUGCCAAUAAAACAAAAGGUA
Molecule: messenger RNA, 2719 nt
Organism: Lethenteron reissneri (Far Eastern brook lamprey)
Lineage: Eukaryota; Metazoa; Chordata; Hyperoartia; Petromyzontiformes; Petromyzontidae
Product: glycerol-3-phosphate acyltransferase 3-like
Biological process (GO): triglyceride biosynthetic process
Cellular component (GO): endoplasmic reticulum
Molecular function (GO): glycerol-3-phosphate O-acyltransferase activity
Source: RefSeq, a predicted model, not a curated record